Molecule: messenger RNA, 5517 nt
Organism: Histoplasma mississippiense
Lineage: Eukaryota; Fungi; Ascomycota; Eurotiomycetes; Onygenales; Ajellomycetaceae
Exons: 4
Coding region: 1-5517 (1838 amino acids)
Molecular function (GO): RNA-DNA hybrid ribonuclease activity; zinc ion binding; nucleic acid binding
Source: RefSeq, a predicted model, not a curated record
AUGGGUAUUGUCAGACCCCGCACACCAACCAAAUCACGCCUUGGCGUCCUUCUGGUCCGGACCGCGACGGGCACAGCUUUUGGGGGGAUCACCGCUUGGCGUGGUAAGUCAGGGCAAAGGGCUCGACAGGAGUUGAGGCAAGUCUCCCUUCUGUAUGCCCGCGAUGGUUUUGCAUCCCUGGUUUUCGGCUACGGCCCGAUACCCGGAACCAUGGCUAGUAAGGCCAAGUGGCCCCAGUUGGGCGUGCAGCCGCAAAAUCUGCAUGAGCAUGCAACCCAACUCAUAGCAGAAGCGACAGCACUGCUAGCUCUAGACAAAGGACAACGCCAGAAACUACCAGAUCAGUCACUUGAAUCCUUUCUAAACAGUGUACAAGCUUAUGCCAAGAAAUCCAGAGCAGCUCCGUCCUCCCACGAGAUCCUCGACAAGCUCAACCAAAUCCAUCACAUAGCGAAGACAACCAUCACAGACGACCUCACCCUCAUCAAGAACUCGGUCAACCAUGCUGCAACCCAGAAUACCGCUAGAAACCUCACCUGGGCUGACAGAGUCAGGUCUAGCGGAGCGACACCCCCUCCACGAGCGACACCGCCCACACAAGCAAACAGCAAGGAAAGAGAGAUCAUAGUGAAGCUACGUAACCCCGAAUCGGCCGCUCUGCUGCGACAGAAAACGCCAGGGGAGCUGCGUGAGAGAGUCAACAAUGCAAUAAAGGAACGGACAAGCACUGGAGAGCAGCCUGUUCAGGUCGUCGCUGCCAAACAGCUGAAGAGUGGAGAUAUAUCCAUCCACGCAGCAAACAUUGCAGAUGCCAACAGACUGAGGGAGGAACACAAUCAAUGGGUACAGGCCCUGGGCAGCGAAGCGAGGAUUCUCAAACCUACAUAUGGGGUCCUGGUUCACUCGGUCCGCACGGAUAAAGAGAAUAUAGAUCCCAGCCAACAGACACAGUCCAUCGAGAAGAUCCAAACAGAGAACGCGGCUAUACACCCAGGGGCGAAGGUCACAUAUGUGGGAUGGCUGACAAGGACUGGAGUAAAGAAACCGACCUCCUCCCUGGUGGUUGAAUUCACCACCAAGGAACAUGCAGACCGAGCAAUCAGAGAGGGACUAGUGCUGAAUGCCUGCUACCACCACUGUGAACUCUACGACAGAAGCUGCAAGCUGAAGCAAUGCUAUAAGUGUCAAAAAUACGGACACAUCGGAACUCAGUGCAACGCCAACGAAACAUGUGGAUACUGUGCGGAACCUCACAACACGAGGGAUUGCCGGAAGAAAGAAGAAGAUCUAAACCCCACACCCAAAUGCGCGCUCUGCAAGGGGCCGCACACGGCAUGGAGCAAUAACUGCCACAUCAGACAAGCAGAGAUAGCAAGGGUCGAACAAGCGAAGAGGAACCGUCCUUCGUACUACAUCGGACCAGACAGCCCGACCAAGGUGACACCACCCGUACCGCUGUUCGCAGGCAACACCCUGCCGAGCACCGCCGAGCGACGCAAACGCCCGGCGGGAACCCUAACAAACGAACGCACCAUAGCACGACCGAGACGAGCACUACAGCCAACAACAUUUCACAACUUUACGCAGAAAGACUCUGACGUGUUCAUAUAUAACAAACGGAACCUAGAAAGGGCAGUGGAGGAUAGAGAGAGAGAAAUGAGAAUUGAGAGUGAAGGAUCUACCUGGAAUGGACGCACAACCAUGUACAAUGUCAGGAAAUCUAAAGACAAGGUCAUGGCCAGCCUGCUGAGGGAUGAGAGGAUCAAAGAGUUCGACGUGAUUGCAAUACAAGAACCGUGGCGGAACAAUUUCACCAACACAACGCACUACCCACGACCUCAAUCCUUCGACCUGGUGUACUUGGACGACCCAGGCACCCGGACGUGCAUGUUUAUAAACCGAAGAAUACCGCGCGGCAGAUGGACCGCAACUACCCCCUCUCCUGACUUCUGUACUGUCUCCAUCCAGUGCACCGAGGCGCCCGAGGACACAAUCCAUAUCCACAACCUCUACAAUCCGGAGACCAGCACAGGGAACAGCACCAUCCCCCUCCUGCGCAGAACGAUAACCGAAGCCAACAGUGAGAAACAAAUCGUGGUUGGGGACUUCAACCUCCACCACCCACUCUGGGGAGGCACAGGCAGCGACCGGGACGCUGAGGCGGAGGAGUUGGUCACACUCAUGGCCGACCAACAACUGGAACUCCUGAUCCCACAGGGCACCGUCACGUACGAUGAACACAAUAGACAAACCACGAUCGAUCUCGCUCUCGGUACACCGUGGAUUCACGAGAGGAAGGCCUACUGCGGGCUCAGGGAAGAUCUCGACCACCAAUCGGACCAUCAACCAAUCGCCAUAACAAUCAUGACAGCGGUUGAAACAUGCGACCCGCCCGACCAAUGGCAAUGGCAACGGACGAACACACAAACACUGGAGCUAGAACUCCAGAGGAACCUACCCCACCCGACCGUCUUGGACUCAGAGGCGUCGGUGGACCACCGAGUGCAAGGGCUAGUUCACGCCAUUACAAGGGCCAUCGAUGCCUCCACACCGAAGGCCAAACCAAGCGACCGUUCGAUCCCUGGGUGGACGCAGGAGUGCAAGGAAGCACAGAGGACAGCGAGGCGCCUUCGAAGACGAUAUCAGAGGACGCGCCUCGAGAGCGAUUGGGAGGCAUACUGCCAGGCCAGGAACUACAAAGGGAGACUCAUCAAAAAGACACUCCGCGACGCUUACCGAGCAAGGGUCAGGGAGAUGAGCGAUUCACCACACGGGCUAUGGAGGCUGGCGAGAUGGGCCCGCAGGCGAGGGACAAGGCAGGCGUUCACGCCACCUCUGCGCCGAAGCGACAACGACCUGGAGCACGACCACCAAGCCAAGGCAAACUUAUUCAAAGAGACGUUCUUCCCACCCCAACCUGAUGUGGAUCUGUCCGACACUGCAAACCAAAGGUACAGCGACCAACUUACCCCCCCUCCUAUCACAGAACAGGAGAUAACUCGAGCAAUCGGAUCCAUGGCCGCCAAGAAAGCACCGGGACAGGACGGCAUCCCGGCACACAUACUACAACUACUGCUCCCCUACCUGACACCCCAUCUACUACAGAUCUACAACGCAUCCCUGGACCUACAAUACUGCCCGGCGCACUUCAGACAAUCCAAGACGGUGGUGCUACCCAAGCCCAACAAAAAGGACCGGUCGGAGGUGAAAUCGUACCGCCCGAUAGCCUUGCUGAACACCCUUGGUAAAGCCUUGGAGUCCAUCCUGGCAACAAGGAUCUCUCAGGCGGUCGAAGAACACCAGCUCCUCCCACACACGCAUGUAGGGGGAAGAAAGGGAAUGUCAACGGAACACGCGCUUCAUGGACUGAUGGAGCUGGUCUAUCAGUCUUGGGACAACGAUCAGGUAGCCAGCCUCCUCCUUCUGGAUGUAACAGGCGCCUUUGAUCAUGUCUCUCACCCCAGGCUUCUGCACAACCUGCGCAAGAGAAGGAUGGAUGAAAGAAUAGUCGGAUGGGUAGCGAGCUUUCUACGAAACAGGACAACUACUAUACAGCUCCGGGAGUGCACAACAGAACCUCUCCAUGUGGAGACCGGGAUCCCACAGGGUUCCCCGAUCUCGCCAGUGCUCUACCUCUUCUACAACGCUGACAUCCUGGAGGAUGCGCCUCUCCGGGUUACCGGAGCAGCGGCCGGAGGUUGGAUCGACGACAUCUACUUCUUCACCAGCAGCUGCACCACCGACGAGAACUGUAGGAAGUUGGCAAGAAUGCACGAACGGGCGGAGGCAUGGUCGGCCACGCACGGAUCAAAAUUCGACCUCAAAAAAUACCAAUUCAUCCACCUCACGCGAAGUCCAAGGAGAUACGAUGUACAACGGGCCUUGACCAUAUCAGACCUAACGAUUGCUCCGGCGAAAGAAGUCCGCUACUUGGGUGUCAUGUUGGACCAGCAGCUUCGAUGGGGCCCUCAGAUACGGCAUAUUGAAAAUACGACGUCACAAACGCUAAAUGCGUUGAGGUCCCUGGCAGGCUCAACGUGGGGGUCAGCGUUGGUUACGCUGCGGCAGGCGUACCUGGCCAUAGUGGUCCCACAGAUCACGUAUGCUUGUUCCGUGUGGCAUACGCCACGAGGCGAAAGAGGGCUCACAGAAAAGAUGCGGACGACCCUUGACAGGAUUCAGCGAGAAGGAGCAAGGAUCGUAGGAGGGGCAUACCGAGCAGCGUCGGGUGCGGCCCUGGACGUCGAGCUCUUCAUAAAGCCCCUGCGUCUGCAGCUGGAGGAGCGGGCACAUGACGCAGCACUGAACAUCCUCACCGACAACCGGUUCCAGAACGAAGACGACAACGGCACCUCAGCAUGGACCCCACCGAUACGCGGAGACUCCCUCAUCAGCCCACUAACGCGCCUCUACAACAGCCUCGAGACAACACUGGGAGAAGGAGCGGUCAGUCACCUGGAGUCGCGGAUCCCAUUCCCGGUAAAGCCGUGGUGGAGAGCGCCCACGGUCACUAUCGCGGAAGAUCGAGAAGCGGCGGAACGACUGCACACACACAUUAUCAGCGGAGCCGAUCCACCACUAGCAGUCUACACUGACGGUAGCGGCAUCCACGGGAAAGUGGGGGCUGCUGCAUUGGCGCCGCCGAUCCACACCCAAGAACUCGCUUAUCUCGGCAAGGAAACGACUGCCACCGUGUAUGCAGCCGAGCUUCUUGGCAUUCUCAUGGGCCUAAACCUAAUCCUAACGUCAGACCGGCGCAGAGCAGCGAUCUUCACGGACAACCAGGCAGCCCUGAGGGCUCUCCAAAACCCCAGAAGAUCAUCCGGCCAAUCCAUACUUCGGAGGAUCAUAGAUGCUCUAGAGAGGGUCCGCUCCCAGGGCCUUCAGGUGGAAUUCUACUGGAUCCCGGCGCACCAAGGGAUCGAAGGUAAUGAAUUGGCGGACAAGCUCGCAAAGGAAGCGACGGGCUGCAGACAACAACGAGGCAGAAGAGGGAGGAUGAUCACAGUGGACACUGAUGACACCGCAGCUACACCUGACUUCCUAAGACACCUGAUAUCCGCAGCCAAGUCGGAAAUUCACCGCCAGACCCAGGUACAGUGGGAGCGGGACUGGGAGAACGAGUCAUCGGGGCGAGCCACCUACGCGCUCACACCCGCACCAAGCCCCACGGUCCUCCAUCUACACCACUCCUUACACAAGGCCCUCAGUUCAACCAUCGUACAGAUGCGCACCGGCAAGAUUGGACUACGACAAUUCCUAUAUGAAAGAAAGGUGCCAGAGAUCACUGACACCCUAUGCGAAUGCGGUGGCGGAAAUCAAACAGUACGGCACGUCCUAUUAGCGUGCCCUAGGUUUAACAACCUCAGAACGGAAAACGGGGAAGGAAGGGGGGAAAGGUUGGAUCUCAAGGAGAUCUUGACGACGCCUAAGCUAGCUAAGAAGGCUGCAAGAUUUAUGAUCUUAACUAGACUCCUCGGGCAAUAUGGAGCAAUUACGGAGGACAAAAUACGAUAA